AGAGCUUGAGUGGAUGGCGGUGCGCCGGGGCGAACCCAAAAAAACGAGAGAUUUAAACAGUGUCGUUAGCAUUAGCCGUUAGCCGCCUCCUCCCCCGUUAUAGGCCCGCUGCGGAUGGGUGAGGGCAUCAAACAUUUACGCGCUGUCAGCCACGGUGGAAACGAGAGGCGAACCGCCGCCACCGCUGCCUGGGUCCGCUGAAAGCUGCCCUGAAUUGAUGCCAUUUGACGGCACGUAAACAGAACCACACCGUCGCCUUCAGCCGGGUAUCACCGGGGUUUGCUGCCAUCCUGCGCCCCCCCUUCCGUCCAUCCAUCCAUCCAUCCACCCAUCCGUCCCAUGGAGUCUCCCCCUCCCUCAUCCCUCUUCCUCUCCCCUCUAGGCUGGAACGCGGAAAGUCAUCCCGAUUUGAUGGGAGCAGCAGGGCCGUGCAGGCAUGGGCACAUGAGAACCAGGAAAUGCCUAUAGAGGGAAUGCAUUGUGUGCCAGCUGCACCAGUGACUCCACAGUAAUCAUUCUGAAAGCCCUCUGCUGUGUUUUUUCAGCGGCAGAACCGGAUCAACUGGAAAGUGCUCAGACAAAUUAAGAAGUUCUGAAACACCCUUUGGUGGUGUGCCUAGGCGCACCAUGGCCCAGACCCUCCAGAUGGCGAUCCCGAACUUUGGCAACAACGUUUUAGAGUGUCUGAACGAGCAGCGGCUGCAGGGCCUCUACUGCGAUGUCUCCGUGGUGGUCAAGGGCCAUGCCUUUAAGGCUCACCGAGCUGUUCUGGCUGCAAGCAGUUCUUAUUUCCGGGACCUGUUCAGCAGCAGCGGCAACGGCGGAGGUAGCGGCAGCGGUGAUAACAGCCCCGCUGUAGUGGAGCUUCCACCGGCUGUGCAGCCCCACAGCUUCCAGCAGAUUUUGGCUUUCUGCUAUACAGGUCGCCUCAGCAUGACCGUAGGGGACCAGUUUCUCCUCAUGUACACUGCUGGCUUCCUGCAGAUCCAACAGAUCAUGGAAAAGGGCACCGAAUUCUUCCUCAAGGUAUCCUCCCCUAGUUGUGACUCUCAGGGCCUUCACGCAGAAGAGGCCCCACCCUCUGAGCCGCAGAGCCCUGUAACACAGACCAGUAACAGCGCAGCGCGGCCCGCCUCCUGCCUGACGCCGCUCCCUCUGGUAUCGAGAGUGAAGACGGAGCAGCCAGGCAACCAACCAGAAGCAGCCACUCCCUAUUCUGUGGUCUGCACUCCCGUAGCCAAGCGGCUGUGGGAGGGCGGCAGCAGCCGGGACGGGGGCGGGUUAGGCUCAGGUGGAGGAGGAGGAGGGGCCCGGAAGGCAGCCCGUUAUUCCCAGGAGGCGGUGCGGGGGAGCGCUAUCCAGAGCCCCGGAGCCCUCGGUCUGACCAUGGGCAUGGGUGCCACCACGACCGGCCUGGCGGGCGUGGUGGCCGGCGGCGGGGUCAGCGGCAGCACCAACGGGAGCUCUGCGACGGGGCUCGGCAUAUCAGAAGGCGCCAGCCCCGGCACCCUGAGCACCUACGCUAGCGACUCACCCAUCAGCUACCACGACGAUGAAGAAGAAGAAGAGGGGACGGAUGAAUGUGCUGAGGAGCAGUACAGGCAAAUCUGCAAUAUGUACACCAUGUACAGCAUGCUCAACAUGGGAGCUACAGCUGCAGGUGAGCGUGUUGAGGCCCUACCAGAUCACACAGAGACACGGGGUCGGAUGCGAGGCCGAGAUCUCACAUGUCUUCCCGCAGAACUCAUCGCUCAGAUCGGCAACCGCUGUCAUCCCAAACUGUACGAGGAAGGAGACCCUGCUGAGAAACUAGAGUUAGUCUCAGGUACUUCAGUGUAUAUAUCGCGAGCCCAGCUAAUGAACUGUCACGUGAGCGCUGGGACCAGACACAAGGUGCUGCUGAGGAGGCUGCUGGCCGCCUUCUUUGACAGGAAUACUCUGGCCAACAGCUGCGGAACCGGGAUCCGCUCGUCCACUAAUGACCCGAGCCGCAAGCCCCUGGACAACAGAGUGCUCCAUGCGGUCAAAUUUUAUUGCCAGAACUUUGCCACCAGCUUCAAAGAGAGUGAGAUGAAUGCUAUCGCGGCCGACAUGUGCACCAACGCCCGACGCGUGGUCCGCAAGAGCUGGAUACCCAAGCUAAAGCUACUGAUGGCCGAGAGCGACGCCUACACCGCUUUCCUUCCCGACGGCGUCAAGACGGAGGACGACGCCCUGGGGGCUGACGCGCCGUUCGACCCCGCCUCCUUGGAGGCGACCGCCGGCGCUGGCAUGGAGUCGGGCGGCUCCUCAGGUGAAUCGCUACCGGGCGUGGGCGGGGAUGGAGCGCCGUUAUUUUGAACAUUGUGCCCGGGGGAGGGGAAGGCUGAAUUUUGGUGACGCACAUGCCAGUAUUCCCCAGUUGUGCUUGCCUCCUCACUUUUUUUGGCCCACGCUGAUCUCUCACAUCUUGACUGUCUAUACUACACUGCUAGGGUCAACGGUUGUUGCCCUAAUGUAACCAGGACGUGAAAACUUAAACUUUUGCUUUAUGACUGUAUAAUGGGGUUAGUUGAGGAAAGGGAGAGCGUACGAGGGUUUUCUCCCGACUGCCCUCUGCCUCCCCUUGUCUUUUUAAGGUGUGUAAGCGCAUCCACUGUUGCAUAUUAAAUACAUUCCCUGAGGUGCAGGUGGUGGGGGGAGUUCCCGGUGCAGACAGAGGAGGAAGUAAGGGAUGGCUGGAUGAAACGGAGUUUAUUGAAUGUAAGUGUCGGUGGCAUUUUUCUCUAUGCAAGCCUGACAACUUGUACUCCAGCCUCGGGGAAAGGAAACAAAAUCUAAACCGUUAUUAAAAUGAAUUAACACUACCUGCUCUUCCUCCCCUCGCAUCUUCCACUCAUCACCCCGCGAGUAUUCUUCAACCCACCUCACCUUUCUCGAGACCAGAGAAUCUCACUUGAGUGUUCCACUGUGCCGUGUCUUAUAUCUCAUCUAUUGUCUCUGUUUUCUAAAUUUCUAGCGGGUUUGUCAGUCUACGAACUGCAAAAGUGGUCCAGAGAGAACAGGAAACGCUUUUUACUAAGAUGAUUGUAAAGAAAAGCGAAGGGCAACAGGUGAUUACAAAGAUGGUCAUAUUUUUAGAAGUCAAACUAUAUUUAUACAAGUGCCCAUGCCUAGAAUGGUGUGAGGAAAGAGAGCGAGAGGGAUUGUUUUAAAAUCUCCAUAUUCAGCUUUUAAUGAAAGAGGUCUUGUCAAACAAGGAAAAGAGCUAUUUUUGCAGGAGUAUUAUAAAUCAGUCUUACUGCAGGUCAUUUAUUUUUAUCUUUAUUUCACAGUGAACGUGGUGAAAUGAGCAGUUAAACUGCUAAAUUUUGACACAUUUCAUCUUCCGUUCGCCGGCUUAAAAGGAACAAUAAGACUGUUUCAGCUGGCUUGACUGUGUCUCCAAGGACCUUUUCAAUGUCUGCCUCCGUUGAAGAAAAACUGACCCACAAUCUAAAGGUUACACUGAUCUGACAGCUGGGCUGGUUUUGGCUUUAAAAUUACUGAAUAUGACCGCACAUGCAAAAGUUACACGAAAUAAGCAGAACCUAUUGGAAUGUGCCUUUUUAAAUGAAACAAAGAGCAGAAUUUGGCAGGUCUGGUGACCGUGAGGAGGCAAAGUCGCUCGAAGCGAACAAGUUAUAUGGUACUAUCUGUGUGUGUGACGUGCAGAUGUGUCUUUGUGUAUGCAGUUUAUUCAUGUUUCGAAUGCACCACCUCUUUAAUCUGGAAAUUGUUCUUUUGUUUUUUUUUAAAUCUGAAAUGAUUUUGCACCUUCCAUGAGCGCUAGAGUGGUGGUUUCUGCACCUUAAUGAGAAGAACCAGUGGUUCAUGCACCUUUUGAGAAAUGUUGUGUAGCAAUCAAACCCCUAUAGGUGGAUUAUGAUUCUGUUUUUCCCCCUACCAUGCCUAUUUCUUGUUUAGAGGUGGCACAAACUUCUACUGUAAAUAAUUAAGAAGACUGUUGAGUUAAAUCCCAAGUGUUCUUCCUUUCUGUUGCUGGAUGUGUCGACAACUGACAUUUUCUUUUUUUUUUUCUUUUUUUUUUUCUUUUUAUGUGGUGUUUGCUAGAAAAUCUUUGGAUGCAUGUUGACCCCAAGACACGGGUCAAUACAGGGGAUACAUUAUUCUCAAGUUUUCAGGUUCUCAUCUGGAAUGGCGGGUUCAGGUACAACCAGGAAAAAGAUUCAUGCUUCCUAUUGAGUCUGAAACUGCUCCCAGUCUGCAUUAUAGCGCAACCGGUUCUCAUUAUUGUUUAAAAUUACAGACUUGACUUUAGAUGGGCGAUACGCUGUCAGAACAAAAAUGCAGUACCGUGUGAGUAUUCAGGAAGGGCAAUAACAAAAGAAACCUCAGAUUUACAUUUGACUGUAGAUGCCACUCGAGCACCUCCCCCACAUACCUCUCUAGUCCCUUUUGAAGACUGUUGUGCUUCCUGUCCCUUUGUGCAGCUGGUGUCAUGUUUCACUUCCACAAGUUUAUUCAUGUGUUUCAGAGAGAGGCAAAGCAGCGGUUUAGGCAGUUCGGUCUGAAUAUUAUGUCUGUGUCUUUCAUUUGUUUAGCGGCUCGCAGGAGUUUUAGUUUCACACUUUUUUGUUUUUUUUGGCGGUAUGAUGAUACAGAAAGAUCUGCCAGGUGUGUGGAACGUAAUCAGCUAAAACAUUUUAUCAUGUUACAGUGAAGAUCCUUCGGGUUAAAAGGCAGUGCACCAAAAAAAGAAAAGAUAUAAAAUAAAGAUAUUAAAGUUCAGACUUGAUCGUGUAAGUUGGCAAACUAAAUGAUUUGUACUCUCAUCUUCUGAGUCAUUAACUGACUCUGAGCAAAUCCAAAUUCAGAAAUGUCCACCAUUGCACCACUGACUGUUAGUCAGAAUAUCCUAGUUCAGAGCUGCUGUUGCAAUCAGUUCAUGUGGAAGUAAGUGUUGAUAUGGUACAUGUCAGGGGCUUUACCUACAGUUAGCUUUCAGGGCCAAUCUUAGUAAAUGUCUCGUCAAAAAAGUCCCUCACUCACAACCUACUUGCACAGUUCUUCAUCCUCAACAGGUUGUGUCUGUGUUUUACUUUUUCUUUCUCCCCCCCAAAGCAAACUGCUUCAUUCAUGUGUUUACACUUCGCACAUCAUGUAGACCUACACACUUGAAUGGAUGAGGUGUGGCAUGGCAUGGGGAACCUUUUGUCACUAAACCGUACAUAUAUACAUAUGAGUAUAUAGGUAAAUAAUGUAUAUUAUAUAUAGACGCACACAUAGAGGUCAGAUUGUUUGUUGUGCACUCGCAGCAUGAGGUAUAUAUUUACCCAGAAACAGCAGCUUCUCCACGGCCCGUGCAGUAACUGGUCGGCCCCACGUCUUUGCCCCUGCUCCUUGGCCUCUGUAACCCCGUAGCGCCACUGGACCUCCUGUACUGCUCAUCCUCUUCUUUCUGUGUUCCAAGUGCCAAUAACUUCGUGAAAGCCCUGUAACUGUGACCCGACAUUAUCAAAGGUAAUUGCACAUUAACAACUGUAAAAUAAACAAAUACAAAUCAUAGAGAAAAUGACAAAAUGGAUUAAAUAAUGAAUAUCUUAAUAAAAGAUUUGUAACAA
Mugil cephalus (flathead mullet) is the source of this 5603-nucleotide messenger RNA. RefSeq names its product nucleus accumbens-associated protein 1 (gene nacc1a). Gene Ontology annotation, biological process: regulation of transcription by RNA polymerase II. Lineage: Eukaryota; Metazoa; Chordata; Actinopteri; Mugiliformes; Mugilidae. Gene Ontology annotation, molecular function: RNA polymerase II cis-regulatory region sequence-specific DNA binding; protein binding; DNA-binding transcription factor activity, RNA polymerase II-specific. The transcript is spliced from 9 exons. The record is from RefSeq and is a predicted model, not a curated record. The coding region runs from base 628 to 2340 and encodes 570 amino acids.